UGAGUUUCAAACGCCGCCGCUGCAUUACACAGAGAGAGAGAGAGUCAAGUUGCAGCCGGAGGGAAGUAAGAACAAAAGCGAAGGGUAAAAAGGGAAAUAGUGAAAAAAAAAUGACUGCAGCGGCGGAUUUACAGUUACCUCCUGGAUUCCGAUUCCAUCCGACGGACGAAGAGCUCGUCAUGCACUAUCUCUGCCGUAAAUGCGCGUCGCAGACGAUCGCUGUCCCGAUCAUCGCCGAGAUCGAUCUCUACAAAUUCGAUCCUUGGGACCUCCCUGGUUUAGCUUUGUACGGGGAGAAGGAGUGGUAUUUUUUCUCGCCGAGGGACAGGAAGUACCCCAACGGUUCGCGGCCGAACCGGGCGGCUGGGACCGGUUAUUGGAAGGCCACCGGGGCUGAUAAACCGAUCGGUUCUCCUAAACCGAUGGGGAUCAAGAAAGCUUUGGUGUUUUACGCCGGCAAGGCCCCUAAGGGAGAGAAAACCAAUUGGAUCAUGCAUGAAUACCGGCUCGCCGACGUUGACCGGUCUGCUCGCAAGAAAAAUAAUAGCCUAAGGCUGGACGAUUGGGUGCUUUGCCGCAUAUAUAACAAGAAAGGGACUAUCGAGAAGCGGCCACCGCGGAUGUACGGCGUCGUCGGAGAUUUCCCGGCGAUGAUCGAUGCGGUGGAGGAGAAGCCGGUGCUGAAGGCAACGGCGGGGGGGGGGCCGUACAGUAUGCCACCGCCGCAGAAGAUGGCGAACGAUUUCGUGUACUUCGACACGUCGGAUUCGGUGCCAAAGCUGAACACGGAAUCGAGCUGCUCGGAGCACGUGGUGUCGCCGGAGUUCACAAGCGAGGUUCAGAGCGAGCCUAAGUGGAUGGAGUGGACGGUGAAAAGCAACAAUGGCGGAAACGAUAACAAAGCCCUCGAUUUUGGGUACAAUUACAUAGAUGCCACGGUGGAGAACGCGUUCGGAGGGGGUAACCAGAUGUGGCCGCUGCAGGACAUGUUCACGUACAUGCCGAAACAGUUUUAGGGUGCGGACGGUCGCACGGUAACACGAGACCGAUGAAAUGCGUCGGUCAAUGAGUGUACCGAUUCGGCGAUUGCCGUAGAUUUGGAAGAUAAUUUUUAUGUCUUUAUUUCUUUUUUUUUGGACCGUCCGAUCUUGCGUUAGGGGCCUGAUCUGACGGUGUACGGUUGUUUUGGGGGCGUCCGUCGUUUCAAUGUGUUGUGUAGUAGGGUACGGGAAUAUUCUCAGCUCGUCUUUGCUGUCAUCAUUCGUCAUGUGUAUUCAGAUUUUUGGUUCAAGAUUAAGAAUCUCAUUACAUAUUUAUAGGAUAUGAUAUGAUUCAUGAA
Messenger RNA from Tarenaya hassleriana, 1339 nucleotides. Its product is annotated as NAC domain-containing protein 2-like. Bases 111 to 1016 code for a protein of 301 amino acids. The record is from RefSeq and is a predicted model, not a curated record. Gene Ontology annotation, molecular function: DNA binding. The transcript is spliced from 3 exons. NCBI's taxonomy places the organism in Eukaryota, Viridiplantae, Streptophyta, Magnoliopsida, Brassicales, Cleomaceae. Gene Ontology annotation, biological process: regulation of DNA-templated transcription.